UAACUAAGAUGUGUGUAGUGUAUGGGGUGUGAUUUGUUUGCUUGAGAUUGAGAGGGAGGCAAUGAAGGAUGAAGCAUUGGAUGAGCAUGAGAUUGAGGCGCAUGGCGAUAGGAUUAGGAGCAGUUUCAAAUUUUACUCUCUUUCAACCCUUCCCUCUCCUAUUCACUACACCCACUCGCUUAACCAUCACCUUCACCUUCUCUUUCCCCAAAACGUCGUCGUAUCUCCUUUCUACCCUCACUCGCCCCCGUCGCUUCCUCUCUGCUUCUGCUUUAACCACUGACGAUUACAACUUCUCUCAUUUCGAAGAUGGUGACAGUGUUGCGAUUUCAAGUAAAGGUUCGAAGACGCUUCUUAAAGGGAUGACUUACCCUGAAUUUGAAAAAUGGGUUCAAUCACAUGGAUACAGGCCUGGGCAAGCUAUGAUGUUAUGGAAGCGUAUGUAUGGAAACAACAUUUGGGCACAUCAUAUUGAUGAGUUGGAAGGUUUGAAUAAAGAUUUCAAGAAAAUGUUGAAUGAAAAUGCUGAGUUCAAGGCGCUCGCUCUGCAAGAAAUUCACACAGCAUCUGAUGGAACUAGGAAGAUUUUAUUCACGUUGGAUGAUGGUCUGGUCAUAGAAACAGUUGUCAUACCUUGUGACAGAGGAAGGACUACUGUGUGUGUUUCAAGUCAAGUUGGAUGUGCCAUGAAUUGUCAAUUUUGCUACACUGGAAGAAUGGGUCUUAGGAGACAUCUUACUGCUGCAGAAAUAGUAGAGCAGGCUGUUUUUGCUAGAAGGCUGCUCACAAGCGAAGUUGGUUCCAUCACAAACGUUGUCUUUAUGGGCAUGGGGGAACCACUUCAUAACAUUGAUAAUGUCAUUAAAGCUGCAGAUAUAAUGGUGGAUGAGCAAGGGCUCUAUUUCAGCCCCCGCAAGGUUACUGUUUCAACCAGUGGGCUUGUUCCACAGCUCAAACGCUUCCUCCAUGAAUCCAACUGUGCAUUAGCUGUUAGUUUGAAUGCAACUACUGAUGAGGUAAGAAACUGGAUCAUGCCUAUAAAUCGUAAGUAUAAACUGGACUUGCUUCUUCAAACACUUCGAGAGGAGCUUUGCUUCAAAAACAACUACAAAGUUCUAUUUGAGUAUGUGAUGCUCGAAGGAAUUAAUGACAGUGAUGAAGAUGCAAAGAGGCUUAUCGAGCUCGUGGAGGGCAUUCCUUGCAAGAUUAAUCUAAUCUCAUUCAAUCCGCACAGUGGAUCAUUCUUCAGACCAACCAAAGAGGAAAGGAUGAUCGAAUUCCGCAAUACGCUGGCUGGUGCUGGAUUGAUAGUCUUUUUACGACUUAGCAGAGGUGAUGAUCAAAUGGCUGCCUGUGGUCAAUUAGGUAAGCCUGGUACCAUUCAGGCUCCAUUGCUUCGCGUACCAGAGCAAUUCCAAAUAGCAGUUGGAAAUUCAACUUGAUUCUUUGUCGAGGUUCAGUUACAAAUUGAUCUUGCAGAUAUUAACGAAUUCCAUUGGACACUUGUGCCUGUGAUGGGGUAGCAUGGUUGUUUAUAUGCUAAGAAUGCAUUACCUAGAGCUAACCGAGGGAUAUCUAUUGAUUUCUAUUUUGCACUUUCUCAUUUCAUAGUUGAUAUAUAAUUAAUUAUUGAAUAUAAUUU
Molecule: messenger RNA, 1642 nt
Organism: Abrus precatorius (Indian licorice)
Lineage: Eukaryota; Viridiplantae; Streptophyta; Magnoliopsida; Fabales; Fabaceae
Product: dual-specificity RNA methyltransferase RlmN
Exons: 9
Coding region: 69-1442 (457 amino acids)
Biological process (GO): rRNA base methylation; tRNA methylation
Molecular function (GO): RNA methyltransferase activity; iron-sulfur cluster binding
Source: RefSeq, a predicted model, not a curated record